Orbicella faveolata is the source of this 344-nucleotide messenger RNA. RefSeq names its product small ribosomal subunit protein eS26-like. Lineage: Eukaryota; Metazoa; Cnidaria; Anthozoa; Scleractinia; Merulinidae. Gene Ontology annotation, biological process: translation. Gene Ontology annotation, cellular component: cytosolic small ribosomal subunit; ribosome. Gene Ontology annotation, molecular function: mRNA binding; structural constituent of ribosome. The record is from RefSeq and is a predicted model, not a curated record.
UUAGCAUGUGUAUUAAUGUACGAAAGUAUCAAGACUAAGCCCAAGUCCAUAGAAGUUCUUCUUGGAUUCUCACUUGACAUUUUCUCUACAGUGUACCCUCUUCCCAAACUUUAUGUCAAGCUUCACUACUGUGUUAGCUGUGCAAUCCACUCUAAGGUCGUCAGGAAUCGCUCCAAGGAAAACAGGAAGAUCAGGGUCCCGCCUCCAAGGUUCCCACGCAGGCCUGACAAUCCCCAGGGACAACGUCCAGGAGGUGUUGGACCGCGUCAAACUACUGCAGCAUAAAAUUGCCUGUAGUUGAAUCCAAAGGGAUCAUAUAAUUAAAAGAAACUUACAUUAAAACU